CCCCAUCCAUUUAAAAUUUCCUUAAUACAUCAAAUACAAUGUCAGUCCUUGAACAAGUUUGCGGUGGACCUGAGCCGAAAUGGAAGGCAGAAAGGAGCAUCUUCGAGCUGCCGGAACAUAAACUGAUCACCUCGCAGGAAUGCAUGCAACUGAAGCGUGAGCUGGAAGCCGAGAGGCCAGAUGAGUUCGAGGUUAGUCCCAUGAUCCUGUGCCUUAUGCUGACCUUGUUGCUUUUCCUGAUCGGCUUCUGGAUUUGGUUAAUAUCGCGUAGCUGCCUCUUUUCGCAACCAGAGCCGGUUGCUUUUAAGAGCAGGGAAGUACGUCGCGUUCCAGGAGGUUCAACUCCAAAAUGCAAAAGCCAAAAAAUUAGUUACUUUGAUGAACUGGCGGACUGGGAUGGUAAUCCAUUGAACUAUAGCGGUUCCAAUCAAGGUAUUCCAAAGGCUAACUUCUGUCAUUUAAUGAAUUUGAGCAGAAAGUCGGCUGUUUCCGUUGCUCCAGUCUUGGAAACGGAGGGCGAAUCAACACAAAGAGCCACCGAAUCUGUACAAAAAACUGAUAGCAAGGAAUCGGUUCUCUCAACCAGUCACGCUUUGGCAGGAUCAGCCCUCUGCAGUCCAAAAAGGAAAUACAGGAUCAAGUGGUCCAACUUUAUUAGGCGCAAUCGAAAAAAACAAUCCGAAACUGAAAGCCCACAAUGAUUAGUUGUUGGAAAAAGAAGUUCAGAUUAGCCUUAAUUAAAUUACUAAUUUAAUUUACAGAAAUUCCUUUUCUUUUCGACUGAAAUAAAGCAAGCUUGGGAAAAAUGAAAUGUAAAGAUUAAUGUAUUUGUACUUUCACAAUAUAUAUAUUCACCGGUGUAAUAAGAAUGAA
Messenger RNA from Drosophila mauritiana, 873 nucleotides. RefSeq lists its product as uncharacterized. The coding region runs from base 39 to 701 and encodes 220 amino acids. Lineage: Eukaryota; Metazoa; Arthropoda; Insecta; Diptera; Drosophilidae. The record is from RefSeq and is a predicted model, not a curated record. The transcript has a single exon.